This is a messenger RNA of Abrus precatorius (Indian licorice), 1936 nucleotides long. RefSeq names its product 17.9 kDa class II heat shock protein-like. The coding region runs from base 481 to 957 and encodes 158 amino acids. The transcript has a single exon. NCBI's taxonomy places the organism in Eukaryota, Viridiplantae, Streptophyta, Magnoliopsida, Fabales, Fabaceae. Gene Ontology annotation, biological process: response to hydrogen peroxide; protein folding; response to salt stress. The record is from RefSeq and is a predicted model, not a curated record.
AUGGUUUUAUCAUAUUAUUGUUAAUUAUAAAUAAAUUUUUAAUAUAAAGACAUAAUUAAAACAAAUAAAAAACUUAAACAUGAACAAUUAAAAUUACAUAUAAGUUAAAAUAUAAAAAAAUACGAUUAAUUUUUUGUAUCUCUCUCUUUAAACUAUUAAUUUGUCGAAACAGGAUAUUUUCAAAUUUUAGAAAUUUUAAAAUAUGGCUAAGAUUCCUUUUUGCUUGCCUGUUAACAAGAAGAUUCUGGACGUUUGUAGAAGAAGGAUAGGAAGCUUUAGAAGGCGCGUGUAAUGGAACCUGCUGGAGGUGGAACAGCAUAUCGAUAGUUUUCUCCAGAAACUUCCACUUCUUUCCAGAACUAUCUAUGUCCCCCAUUUAAAUACCCAUUCCCACCCCUUCCACCUACACAAGAACAUCCUCAAAACAGAAUCCAAGUGCAAACAAAGGCUACUUUGAGCAAUUUUGAUUAUUCCGAAGUCAUGGAUUUCAGGGUGGUGGGUUUGGAGUCUCCGUUGUUUCACGCGCUGCAGCAUGUGAUGGACUUUCCAGACGACGCUGCAGGGGACAAAACACACAAUGCUCCGACCAGAACAUACGUCAGAGAUGCGAAGGCGAUGGCUACAACCCCUGCGGAUGUGAAGGAGUCUCCGAAUUCUUACGUGUUCGUGAUCGACAUGCCGGGUUUGAAAUCAGAGGACAUAAAGGUUCAGUUGGAAGAUGACAAUGUGCUUCUCAUAAACGGAGAGAGGAAGAGAGAGGAAGAGAGAGAAGGUUCCAAGUAUUUGAGAAUGGAAAGAAGGGUUGGCAAAUUCAUGCGCAAGUUCGUGCUCCCUGACAAUGCUAACACUGAUGCUAUUUCUGCUGUGUGCCAAGACGGGGUUCUCAGUGUCACUGUUCAGAAGUUGCCUCCUCCUCAACCUAAGAAACCAAAAACUAUUGAGGUUAAGGUUGCUUGAGCUUGAAGAACUAAAUAUGAGUUUGGGAGUGGUGCCAUAAGGUUUUUCUGGUUUGGUUGUGUUCUUUUUGCAAUGAUUUUGUUGCUUUGUAGUGGUUUGUGAAAUUAUUAUAAAUAAUGUAAUGAUAUAUUAGUCACUGAUGAAAAUGUUUUGAUUCUUAAUUGCUCUGCUUUCUAAUUUCUAUCCAAUUUUGUUACAAUUUGUAGUUCAUUCUGUGUUUCUUCCAGAGAAACCCGUAAAUAACACAUCAUUUGAAGCCUGCCGUGGAUAUGAUGGAACUAGGAAUUAGAGACAACAUAGUUUAGUUAUACUUGGUAUUUUAGACUGACGGAUUGUGAUUGUUCGUAAACACGCACAAAAAAAUUAAAAUAAAAUUGUUUAUACAGGUGAAACUGGCAAACUGCUGUAACACAUGAAUUUUCAAUGUUCCAAGAGAAAUUUGAUAAUCACCUUAUAGAGGUUGGUCUCAGCGUGGGUUACCAUUUAAAAUUUUUCCUAGUAGUGUUUAGGAGUUUUAAACUUGUUUAUAUGCGUACCACUUUAGAUUAACCGAGCAAAUAAUAGUGUCCAAGGAGCAAGUUCUCUGUCUCCUCAAAUUUCUUUGUUAAGAGGGUACUAUAGAACUCCCCUUCAGAGCAGCACCUGCUCCCAAUUCAUAUAAAUACACAGCAUUCCAUUAAUACGUUUUGAAGGUAGUUCUAUUCCACAUAAGGAAAAUCUUUGAUGAGUAAAUAAAAUUAUACAUUUACAAUACUUUUAUAUUUUUAGUGAACUUUUUAAACGUUUGUAUCAAUUGAAGAUAAAAGUACGUAAAAAAAUGGAAUAAAGUUAAAGUGUAUUUAUUUUAAAUCUCAUCUUUCCUUUGAACAUUUUACAGAUCCACCCCUAAAUGAAAGAACUUGAUUAUUGCAAUUGAAAAAGUCUAAUAACUAAAUUGUAGUAAAUUAGAAUUUGAAAGACAAAAUAUAUGCAUUAGUAA